This is a messenger RNA of Thecamonas trahens ATCC 50062, 4428 nucleotides long. Its product is annotated as MHC_I family protein. The record is from RefSeq and is a predicted model, not a curated record. Gene Ontology annotation, cellular component: nucleus; cytoplasm. The coding region runs from base 1 to 4428 and encodes 1475 amino acids. NCBI's taxonomy places the organism in Eukaryota, Apusomonadida, Apusomonadidae. Gene Ontology annotation, molecular function: protein binding. The transcript has 3 exons.
AUGCGCUCUGUCGUGGGCAUCUCCAAGGGCCUCCGUGUCGGGGUCAUCGUCCUCGGUGCCCUGGUGGUGGUGGGCAAGAUCGGUGCCGAGUGGUCGCCCAAGCGCGGCCUGCCGCAUCACAUGCCCACACCGCGUGUGGUGGCGGAACUCGCAGGGCUCUUUGCAGACAUCCAGGCGGCAGCAGGGCCUGCCGGUGGCGCCUCGCUCCGCGACACGGCCGGUCUGCUCUCGCGGACCCGAACGGUGCUGCGGGCGCUGGCCGGGACCUCGCUGUAUGCUCCACGGCGCGGGGCCGGGUUGAUCGGUGCAUCGCGUGCUUCGGGCCUACGAGGAGACUCGGAUGCCGAUAUAGCUGCUGCCUCGGCCGCACGGACCAUGUUCCGCGCCCUCGACUCGUCGCCCCCGAUCCGCUGCCCGCCUAACGACCCGCGCCUGCUCAUCGUCGCCGCCGCUGCUGCAAACAUCCCCGAUCUCCUUGAACUUCUGGCCGAUUGCGACGCACCGCUCGAGGCAGCCGAGGCCGAGUCUGGCAAGACUGCCCUGCACGCCGCCGCAGACCUCCUCGCACUCGAUGCCCUCGCCAUGCUGCUGGAGCUGGGCGCAAUGGUCGACGUCGCCGAUGCUCAAGGCCGCACUGCACUGCAUGUCGUUGCCGCCGCUCACGAAGUUGAUGCUGUAUCGGGCGCACGUCGCGCCAUCGAGCUAUUGGUCGGCGCAGGCGCCUCGGUCUCGGCCCGCGAUGCCGCAGGAUGCACCCCUGUCGCCGCCGCAGCCGCCGCUGGGCAUCCAGCAGCCAUCGCGCUGCUGGCGCGGUACGCGCCCGGCUCGUCAUCAAUCGCCGACGCUCGCGGCUGCCAUCCGCUGCAUGCUGCGCUCCUCCUCGCCCCGACCCAUACCUCGGUCGAGACCGUGUCCGAACUGCUUAACUCGGGCGCCGAUGUCGACGCGCCGUUCGCCCCGCUCGAGCCCGACGAUCCGCUCACAGGCUACUCGCCGUUGCAGCUGGCCGUGGCCAUCGUUCCCGAGUCUGACUACCAGGAGGCUCUUGUUGGCGUCCUCCUCCGCUCCGGUGCAUCGAAGGACUCGCUCGACCCGACCAUCCCACCACCGCUCUGCCUCGCUGUCAACGCUGGCCGCGCCCGGACCCUUGCCUAUCUUGUCCAGAUGGGCGUCGAUGUUAAUGCUGCAGAUGCACAUGGUGCAACCGCCCUGCACUACGCUGCUCGCACCGGUGCCAUCGCAAUGGCCACCGCCCUCCUGGACGCUGGCGCCGACCCGAACGCAUCGACGUUGUCCUACCCGCUUCAUCUGCGAGUUUCUACCGUCUCCAUCCCCACCCAUCUGUGGCAGCAAGUCGACGGUGCCACCCCGCUGCACUUUGCUGCCGCCCGCGAGCUUGAGCCGCUGGUCGAGGCUCUCGUCGGCGCCGGCGGUAACCUCGCGCUCCGUUCCGCCGCCGGCAAUACCGCCGCAGACCUAGCAACGUCGUCAUCGCGCAUCCAUGAGCUUGUCCUCUCGGUCUUUCAGCUGCCGCCGCCGUGGGCGGAUCGGGUCCAUCCGCCCGACGACUUUGCCAACCACAUGGCCGCCGCCAUUCCCUCCAAGGCCAUGGCCCGCGUCGCUCUCUCGCACGAGCUCUACACCCUUGUGGCAGCCGCACCGCUUGAGCCUACGCCCAUGGAACAGACCAUCAUCCCGCAGGCACUCGACCUUGUUGCUGCCGGCGCCUCGGUCUCGGCCGUCGACGCCUCAGCCGUCCCUCUACUCUUUGCUGUCAUCCGUAAGCUCCCCAAGCGGCACGCGCGCACUCCGACACACGUGCGUGCCGCCACGGCGCUCGUAGCUGCGCUUCUCUGGCGCUCAGAGCUCGACGACGUCGAGCCGUGGCCUUUGGCCUCAGAGCAGCUCGACGGCCAGCCGAGCUCGAUUGCACCUGGCGCGCUCCGCGCCUCGCUCUCCAGCGAUGCUCUCGCUGCCCUCAACCUGGACGAUGUCGACAACUCGAGCGGCGAGGCGCAGACCCUGGUCCAUCUUGCUGCGGCGUACGACAUGGAGGCGUUGGUGGUGGCGCUUGUCGGCCUCGGAGCCAGCUUUGAUGCUCGCAACGGGCUUGGGUACACGCCGGUCGAUGUCGCUGCUGGCGCGCAGUCGUCGUACGCGCUAGCAGCGCUGCUGGCGGUCGGCGCAUCAGUGACCUGCGAGCUGAGCCGGGUCGAGGCAACACUGGGCGCAGUGGGUGCAUCAGCGCGGCUGGUACACGAGCUUGUGACCCGACACGGCGCCGGUCCGCCUGGUGCCGGCGAGCUCAGCCUCGGUCCAGUUGCCUUUGAAAGCGCUAUGGUCAACGCGCUCCUUGCGCGAGACCAUGAGCUUGUCCGGCUCCUCUUGGCACCGCCGAUCUCGGUUGAUGUCCAUGCGACGGUAGAGUGGUCGGCAGAACUUCCCGUGCGAUCGCGGACGUCGCUGCUCCUGCUUGCGGCGCUCCUCGCUGACCACAUAGCCAUGAUCGAGUUGCUACGUGCUGGAGCUGAUCCGCGUGCGGCCGAUGCGAACGGACUCACCCCUCUCCAUGCACUGGUAGUCCAAAACUCGAUGGCAUCGCAGCGCGGAAUCGACUUGCUUCUGGGCGCAGAGCGGCCGGCUGUCAACGCGACCGACCUCCACGGUCUGGCGCCAAUCCAUUAUCUUGUCGACGCGCAGUUGUGGGAUCCAGACUCACUGCGCGCUUUCAAGCCGGCAUUGCGCGAAGCGCGGUUGAACGCGCUGCUGUCAGCCGGCGCAGAUCCCAACACGCCGACCAACUCGGGCGAGACGCCGCUCGGGCGCACGCUUAUUGGCUCGGCCGGCUCGACUGAGCAGAGCGGCUUUCUUGCAGCACAGUCACGAAUCGCCAGCAUGCUGCUUCAAGCCGGCGCCGACCCUAAUGCGCGUGAUGCCGAUGGGCGGACCAUUUUGCACCGUCUGGCGCAUCUCGGCCUGGCUGCGGCAGCACUGUGGCUACUCGAGGCUGGUGCCGAUCCGACUCUUGCCGACAGCACUGGAAAGACAACGCUCCACGUCGCGGCUCGAUCGGUAGCGACGUCAGAAAUGGUGGCGACGUUCAUUCCCGCGCUACUGCAAGCCAGCGGCUCGGCCCAGUACGUCAACUUGCGCGACGGCGCGGGGCGGACGGCGCUGCACUAUGCGGUGCUGGCCGGCUCGACCCCGACGAUCCAGCUGCUGACUGCAGCAGGAGCGUCCGCGGUGAAGGACAAUGACGGCCUCUCGCCGUAUGAUCUGGUGCUGGACGCUGGCGAGGGCGGCGAGGCUGGCGGCGGGGGGAACGGGGCCAGCCCCGGGCCGGGUGGCCUCGGCACCGUGCUAGUAGGCUCGGCAGCCGCCGGGCAAGAAGCGCGGCUUCGCGUUGCGCAGUGGCAGCGAAUGUUUGAUCAGCUCAAGGGUAUGAUCACGCUGGUAGUAGCAACGAUCCAGCUGGCGGCGUUUGCGCUCGAGCUCGAGCUCGCGUGGCACUCGUCGGCGCAGGUGGCGGUGGACAUUGCAGCUGCGCCACUACUUGCAGCCGCGCUGAGAAACGUCAACUUUGCGCUGCUGUUCUGGGCGGUGGCGAGCGGGCUCUUGCUCUUUACGCUCGCGUUCUGCUUCCGACGGUUCCGGCUUCACAAGAUCGGGGCGGUGCUCACCUGGCUCUGCGCUGACAUUCUGUUUGUCCCACUGCUGCGGGUGCUCGUUGCCAACUUUCGGUGCACCGAUGGCGAGGUGGCGGCGGCGCCCAGCCAAGCCUGCUUUACAGGCUCGCACACGUACAUGCUACUUGGCGCGACGGGGAUGCUUGCUCUGUACAUCCCGCUCACCUUUCGGCUUGUCCGACUCGACUUUCAACCCGAGGCCGUGUCCACGGCCUUCUCGCUCAACUGGGGUGCCGACGUGCUCCUUCUUAAGCGGUUCCGGCUGCACCGGAUGACCAAGCGGGUCAACACCCGCCUGACAGACAUCUUGCUCCACGCGCUCAAGCUUACACUAGUCUCAGUCUCGGUCAUCAUCUUUGACGAGAUCGCGGUCCUGCUUGUUGUCUACAUUGCCUUGUCGCUAGUCUACGUCACCGCCAUCGCCUGGCGGCCGUCGUACGUCAGCCGGCGGGUCAACUCUGCCCAGCUCGGUCUCGCUGCGUCGACCGUUGGGGUUAACCUCGCCGCCGGCUCGGCAUACCUCAUCGAUGACACCUCGUCGCUGGUCCCAGUCGCCGCCCUCGCCGCCGCCGUAUUUGUCAUCCCGCCGCUCGUUAUGCUCGUCCACGCCAAGCUUUGCGUCACUUCGUCGGACCAGGAACGUGUCGAGCUCAACGAGGCGCUACAGACAGUCAUCGAGACCGGCAACACGCUCACGCUUCUCCGCGAUGGCGAGCGCGCCUGCCCAGUAGCUCGAGUGUAG